Molecule: messenger RNA, 1616 nt
Organism: Papaver somniferum (opium poppy)
Lineage: Eukaryota; Viridiplantae; Streptophyta; Magnoliopsida; Ranunculales; Papaveraceae
Product: sorting nexin 1-like
Exons: 11
Coding region: 189-1400 (403 amino acids)
Cellular component (GO): endosome
Molecular function (GO): phosphatidylinositol binding
Source: RefSeq, a predicted model, not a curated record
CUAGACCAAAACAAAAGGCUUCAGCACCAACCUUUCUCGUUUAUUCGUCUUCUUCUCCGGUGUUAAUCAGUUGGAGAGUUUCAUCUAUUUUUCCACGUCUUCACAGACACGAAGUCGCUUAGUUUCCAGUCCAUCCAAAUAAGAAAUCGUUACCCUAAUUUUUCUUCCCCUAAUUCUUCAUCAGAACCAUGAAUUCCACGCAGAGAAGUCAUUCGGGGAGUAUUCAAAGCCCUAGAUCUCCGUCUUCACAUCCAUUUUUAUCAGUCUUUGUUACUGAUCCUGUUAAAUUAGGAAAUGGAGUUCAAGCUUACAUCUCUUACAGAGUCAUUACUAAGACUAAUUUCCCUGACUAUCAAGGGCCAGAGAAGAUUGUUAUCCGCCGUUAUAGUGAUUUUGUGUGGUUGCAUGAUAGACUUUUUGAAAGAUACAAGGGGAUUUUCAUUCCUCCAGUCCCUGAGAAGAGUGCUGUAGAGAAGUUUCGGUUCAGUGCGGAGUUCAUUGAGAUGCGACGUCAAGCUCUAGAUAUAUUUGUGAAUCGUAUAGCUUCCCAUCCUGAUCUUCAGCAAAGUGAAGAUUUGAGGACAUUCUUGCAGGUGGAUGAAGAGAGAAUGGAGAGAGCUAGGUCUCAAGAGAUUGGAAUUUUCAAAAAGAAGCCGGCUGAUUUGAUGCAAAUUUUCAAGGAUGUGCAAUCUAAAGUCAGUGAUGUUAUCAUGGGAAAGGAAAAACCAGUGGAAGAGUCAAACCCUGAAUAUGAGAAACUUAAGCGAUAUAUCUUUGAGCUUGAAGAUCACUUAGCGGAAGCACAAAAACAUGCUUACCGUCUAGUAAAGAGGCACAGAGAGUUAGGUGAGACACUGUCAGACUUUGGCAAGGCGGUCAAGCUUUUGGGUGCUUGUGAAGGAAAAACACUUGGUAAGGCAUUUACAGACCUUGGAAUGAAAUCCGAAGCACUGUCAGUUAAGUUGGAGAAAGAGGCAUACAAUCUCUUGAUGAAUUUUGAAGAACCUCUGAAAGAAUAUGUUCGAUCAGUCCAAUCUAUCAAGGCCACCAUGGGAGAGAGAGCCAAUGCUUUCAAGCACCAAUGCGAACUGGCCGAAACAAUAAAAAUGAAGGAGAUAAACCUUGACAAACUGAUGCUAACUCGAUCAGACAAGGUAGGAGAAGCAGAAAUUGAAUAUCACGAAUUGAAGGCAGAAGGUGAAGAAGCAACAAGAAAAUUUGAGACGAUAGUGCGGCUAAUGAGUGAAGAGAUUGUUCGUUUUCAAGAGCAAAAGACGUUAGAUUUGGGCAUUGCUUUCCAUGAACUUGCUAAAGGCCAGGCGCAUCUUGCAAAUGAGAUUGCUAAUGGCUGGCGUAGUCUCCUACCUAAGCUGGAAGCUUGUUCUCCCACACAGACAUGAUUUUCAGUGAUAAAAGUAGUUACGAAUUGUAAUGAAAACAAAUGAAACACAAAUCUCGAGUUAAUAGUCUUAGAAACUUCAGUUCUCAUUGUAAUUUUGAAUUCAGUACAGGUUUAAUAAAACAUACAGUUUCGAAUCUGUUAAACUGUCAGUCAGGGGUUCCUUGGGGUGUAUUCUUUCAGCCAGUUUAAUAAUGGUUUUACUGUUGUUUAUGUA